Molecule: messenger RNA, 1980 nt
Organism: Linum trigynum
Lineage: Eukaryota; Viridiplantae; Streptophyta; Magnoliopsida; Malpighiales; Linaceae
Source: the annotation of a GenBank genome assembly
AGACUAGAUCACGAUGGUGCAGUCUGGUCUGGCACGUUCUGGGUCAUGCGGACCACAUUGAAUAAAACAACAAAUAGUUAGCUUAAUCAACCACACAAAAAAUCGAACCAAUAAUCGAGAAAAAAAAUACUUUUUUCCUUAAACAUAAUACGCAUGCAUAAUUUUGAUACCAUAAAACCUAGUAAAUAUCAUGACACAAAGUUAGAGCAACCCAACUUGCACCAAAACAUUAUAAACAUUAACAUAACGUCACAUAGAAACACGAUCGUCUCUACUUUAUGGCGGAGUGUGGUUUAUGAAUGAAGGAGUGGACGAGAUUCACAAAAUUAGCGUUGAGAUUUGGGUCUCGUUAAGGAGUUGAAAAACUGGUUGUGUGCUUACAAAAAUUGGGAAAUUAGUUGGGUCUAAAUUUAGUGGAUAAACAACGAUCUGGACCAUACCAGACCAAGAGAUCAAUACAUCCUAUAAUAUAGAUAUAGAUUAUGGACUAGACUAGACUUAAUAGUCUACGAUUUGAAGCAAACUCUGUGGAUCCACAGUUUUUCAAACGAUCUGGUCUAUUCAUUCUCAAACUAGGCUAUCCAUCGAAUAAAACAUUACCUUAUAUGUACGUCUAUAUAUGUACCUUCGCACACAUGAGUCCUAAGAAAGAUAAGUGACAGAUGAAGAUGAUACUAUUUCUACUAAUAAAUACUAAGAACUUUUCCCACAAACUUUUGAUUAGGAAGGAGAGACUACCGAACCAAUGUCGAGAACACUAAAAUCUAAGUACAAAAUCUUCAAAGUUGGUAUCUUUCCAAGUUCUGAGGAAACAGGAUUAGUGCCUAAUCAAGUAAAGAUCUACAAUAUAGACUACUUCCCAUUCCCUGGAAAGCAAUGAAAUCUCAUAAUUUUAUCUUAUGAACGUUUCUAGGUACUAACCAUACCUCAAAAAGUGAAAAGAAUCACAUUUAUAGGGUACCAAAAUGAAAGAAUCACAUGAUGAAACGUUCCUUAUGCGACACCCCCACCAAGAUUCAUGCCAAUCUCGCCGGGAAACAUAUCCGGCCGUCUAAGGAAACCCCACCAAAUGAUCGAUUCUCCACCGUUGCUACACUCUUCUUCAGAUCACUCUUCGCAUGUCAUAUAAAUUCCUCCAACCCACCUCGCCAAAUCUCUCACAAUUCUUUCCUCCAUUAGAUGAUCAAAAUGGCGCCGAAAUCAUCACCGUCAUCGGCUUGCUUCCUCACUCUGUUCCUGGUUCUAACCGGCUCCGCCGCAAUCGGGCGGGCGGAGAGGCUGCAGCCGGAAGUGGCGGCGGGGUGCUGGAAGGAAAUCUACGAAAUCCCCAACUGCCUCUUCAGCAUCAUCGACGCUUUCAUCUCCAUCGGCGGGUCCAUCGAGGUCGGCGUCGGCGUCCCCUGCUGCGCGGCGUUUUUGUCGCUCACGGGGGACUGCCAAGUCGAGAUUUUCCAGAACAGCUCCGUAAUUACCCUGAUCGAGGUUUUCUGCGAGGCAAUCGUCGGUUCUGCGCCGCCGGAGGACGGCGGGGACUUGCCGUGGAGCCUCCUGUGGCCCCUGCCCCUGAAAACGGCGGCGGCGACAUGCCGUGGCCGGAGCCGGAGCCUGCGGUGGCGCCUGCCCCUGAAAACGCCGGCGGAGACAUGCCGUGGCCGGAACCAGAGCCUGCCGUGGCCCCUGCCCCUGAGAACGGCUGCGGUGACAUGCCGUGGCCGGAGCCGGAGCCUCCUGUGUCUGCGCCCGCCCCUGAGGAUUUGGGUUCCAUUUUCCCCUGGCCGACGGCUCGUCUGGUUUAGAAGAGUUUCAGGGGAGUGAUUUUAAUUUGAACGCUAGCUUGUUAAUAAUGGUGAAUAAGUUAGAGACGGAAGGGAUUAGGGAAGGGAAAAUGUAUUCCCGCUGGGUUUGGCGGAAUUGCUUUCCCCUGCAGCCGAGAAAGCUUAGUUUACAUCCAUUCCAGUGCAAUAAAAUGGCAGGCCAACA